Penicillium daleae is the source of this 225-nucleotide messenger RNA. RefSeq lists its product as uncharacterized. The record is from RefSeq and is a predicted model, not a curated record. The coding region runs from base 1 to 225 and encodes 74 amino acids. NCBI's taxonomy places the organism in Eukaryota, Fungi, Ascomycota, Eurotiomycetes, Eurotiales, Aspergillaceae. The transcript has a single exon.
AUGCGGAUCCAUGACAUCUACUUUACAUUAGCUUCUGCACCACAGCAAGCCUAUGGACAAAGCGGUGGUGGUGGUGGUGGCUCUAACACGACUCGACAAGAUAAGCGCUCAGAUCCUGCGCAGUGCAUGACAUGGAGGAGACAGCUCGAUAGCUCGACAGCUCUGCAGCCUGUGUCUAUGAUGCUCUGGUCACCGCAUUGGCGAUCGGAGAUGCCGAUCGAUUGA